AAACCUUACGAAUAUGGCCGCCCGUCCAAACUCUUACCAGGGUGUGCACGAAGGACUAUAUAUUCAAAAAUUUCGAUAUAAAGGUGGAAAAAGGAAUUCCCAUAAUGAUACCCGUCACAGCGUUGCACCACGACCCCGAAUACUGGCCCGAUCCAGAUCGAUGGGAUCCGGAUCGGUUCAGCGAAGAGAACAAGCAAAACAGACAACUGUUGACUUACCUUCCGUUUGGAGAUGGUCCUCGAAACUGUAUAGGGUUGCGAUUCGGACUCCUACAGACGAAAAUCGCCUUGAUAACGGUGCUCAGUAACUACAGGGUUACCUUGAGUCCACAAACCGUCACACCUCUGGGCAGGGACCCAGAAACAUUCGUUCUUACCACUAAGAACAGGAUAUAUCGGCGUCUGGAAAGGGUCUAGGUCUAGAAUAUACAGUCAGGCGACGCUGUGACACUACUACUACAUAUAAUUUAGGUCUGUUGGGAAAAGUACUACAAAAGUAAA
Molecule: messenger RNA, 500 nt
Organism: Anoplophora glabripennis (Asian longhorned beetle)
Lineage: Eukaryota; Metazoa; Arthropoda; Insecta; Coleoptera; Cerambycidae
Product: probable cytochrome P450 6a14
Exons: 2
Molecular function (GO): iron ion binding; monooxygenase activity; heme binding
Source: RefSeq, a predicted model, not a curated record